This is a messenger RNA of Striga asiatica, 459 nucleotides long. Lineage: Eukaryota; Viridiplantae; Streptophyta; Magnoliopsida; Lamiales; Orobanchaceae. The record is from the annotation of a GenBank genome assembly.
AUGACUGAUAACACUCGCAACCCCCUCACGGCACUCAACGAUGGAUCGGAGACCUUUGAUCCGGGAGAUGCUUCUCGGAUUUCUAGCCACGACACCGAAUUUGCGGCUCUGGAUCGCCUCACUCAGUCAGCUAGCAAGCGCCCAAAGACUCUCAAGCGAGUUGGAGACCCAUUAGACAAACCGAGCCCGUCGGUUCAACAACAGCCACCGGAUUCUGCCCAGGAGCCGCCGCCACGAAAAUGGACCUUUAAGGACAUGGUCAAUAAGCACAGACAACAUGUGGAAAUGGAUCCCGAUGAUAAAGGUAAGGCUACGGAGGGUGACGAGGACGUGACCGUCGACCUCUCUCAAUCAAUGCCCGAAAUUUCAAUUGCUAAGCGGUUCUUUGAUGAAAUUAACAAAGACUGGAAGAAUGCGGGUUUAUCAACUUCUAAUUUGUUGAUUCUUCCUAGUAUGUGA